AUGGAUGUAUCCAUGCUGGCCGAUACAAUCUCUGCGCUCGAAGACCAGACCUGGCGAGCCUUGAUGGACAACGGUCGUGCCCUUCUUCCAUUCCUCAGCCGUGACUGUGUCAUGCUCUUUCCCCUGGGUAUGAAGAUAUCAGCCAGAACACAGCCGAACCUCGAAGACGUCAUGAAGUCAGAGGCAUUUGUGCCAUGGAGACGUUACAGAUUGAGCGAUGUCGAGGUCACGCCGUUGGGAACAGAAGCGGCAUCCAUCACAUAUCGAGUCAAGGCAACGAGACAGCAUAUCACCGACGACGAUGAUGAACGUUCUGAUGAAUUCCGAGCCUUGGUUUCGAGCGUCUGGAAGAAGGAUGCUGAGGCUGGAAGAUGGCAGAUGUGUACACAUCAACAGACACCAUACGAGGAGGAGCUUUAA
Molecule: messenger RNA, 420 nt
Organism: Exophiala viscosa
Lineage: Eukaryota; Fungi; Ascomycota; Eurotiomycetes; Chaetothyriales; Herpotrichiellaceae
Exons: 1
Coding region: 1-420 (139 amino acids)
Source: RefSeq, a predicted model, not a curated record